CGCUCUGCCACGCCGUAGUUGCGAGACAGGAAGCCGGAGACAGAAGCAGGGAAGAUGACGACGAGGUUCAAGAAGAACAGAAAGAAGAGAGGGCACGUGAGCGCUGGCCAUGGUCGAAUCGGGAAGCACAGGAAGCAUCCGGGCGGUCGAGGUAAUGCCGGAGGUAUGCACCACCAUCGAAUCCUAUUCGAUAAGUACCAUCCUGGUUAUUUCGGUAAGGUCGGUAUGCGAUACUUUCACAAGCUUCGCAACAAAUUCUACUGCCCCAUUGUCAACAUCGACAAGCUCUGGUCCUUAGUUCCCCAGGAAGUGAAGGAUAAGGCCUCCAAGGAUAACGCUCCCUUGAUCGAUGUCACUCAUUUUGGUUACUUCAAGGUGUUGGGCAAAGGGGUUUUGCCCGAGAACAAGCCCGUCGUCGUGAAGGCCAAGCUUGUGUCCAAGAUUGCUGAGAAGAAGAUCAAGGAAGCGGGUGGUGCUGUCGUGCUCACUGCUUAGGUUAAAAGGUCAUUGGAUUAUAACUUAGUUGAAAUUACGAUGAUUAUGGACUCUCUCAAUUUUGAAUUAUUGAGACCUUGGAUGUUUCAGUUAAUAUUUGAGGAUUUAAAGAUAUUUUUAUUAAUUAGUGCGAACUGGUUGCCGGCAGUUUAAACUUAUUUUCUUUAUAUUGAAUAUUUCUGGCUUAAGCUUGCAUUCAGCGAUUGACAUGAAAUGUUUGUCGAUUGCUCUCAAA
Messenger RNA from Neltuma alba, 730 nucleotides. RefSeq names its product 60S ribosomal protein L27a-3-like. The transcript has a single exon. Gene Ontology annotation, cellular component: cytosolic large ribosomal subunit; ribosome. NCBI's taxonomy places the organism in Eukaryota, Viridiplantae, Streptophyta, Magnoliopsida, Fabales, Fabaceae. Bases 55 to 495 code for a protein of 146 amino acids. Gene Ontology annotation, biological process: translation. The record is from RefSeq and is a predicted model, not a curated record. Gene Ontology annotation, molecular function: structural constituent of ribosome.